AACAGCUGAUUUUGACGUUUUCAAUCUUUGUGCAUUUCCCAUCAUUUAAAGGAAAACUUUGUUUUAUAAUUUUGUUUUAAGAAGAUAAUCAAAAAACUAAAAUGUUUUGUUGUUUGCGUACUUGCCUCAAUGGUAGUAUUAGGAAAACCACCUCAUCAGCAAAUCGCCAACGUGAGCCAGAAAUAUACCUGGAUUCCUCGUUUGCAGGACCAGAUGCCAUACUACUCUCAAAACAGCUGCGCAUCACCGGCUCUGGCGGUGCUUUGGCUACUGCACCACUUGUACAGUCGAAGUCCUACUUUGAAAUAAAGAUCCAACAAAGCGGCAGCUGGUCAGUCGGCCUAGCAACGCGACAGGCAGAUUUAACGAAAAAGUUUGGCGGCUGUGACAAGGAAUCUUGGUGUCUGUGUUCAGAUAAUUCAACGCGACAUAACGAUGAAGUUUUCCGUCCGGUAGUGAUAACCACCCAAGAACCAACUAGUGCUAGCAAACCACUUAUUAAUGGCACUGCCGCAGCUGCAGGUCUGAUUGGCAUCGAGGAUGUACCUGAAGAUAACCUACUUAGCAAUAAUGUAAACGUUAAUAGCGAAAUUGGAGACAACUUGAUAAUGCAGCCACAACACAGUUUUCCAGAAGAAGGAGACAUUGUGGGUAUAGCAUUCGAUCAUAUAGAAUUAAAUUUCUACUUUAAUGGUAAAAGCCUGGAAGUGCCGUUUCGUAAUGUAAAGGGGACUGUCUACCCCGUUAUAUUCGUCGGAAAUGGAGCGAUUUUAGACAUUAUUUUGGAUAAAUUUCACUACGAACCACCACCAGGCUUCGACAAAAUCAUGCUAGAACAAUCUCUGCUUUAAAGCUUUCUGAAUUUUAAUAACGGACAUAAGUUACAGUAUUAAGUCAGAAAUAGUCAUAUUUAUCUCAAAAGAUAUAACUGAACACAUUGUAUUAUAUCUUGAAUUGUUCCAAUACACCAACUUAAUAAUAUGUAUGUAAAUAGAACUUGUACAUUAAUUUAAGAGAAUAUAUUAAUUAGGUAUGCAUACAUAUGUAUAUUGCUCUUCAACCUAGUCAGUGUAACAAUUUAAGUAUUAAAUGACCGUUUGCCAUUUCCUCGUUACAUAAAAGUCACUUAAAAUUCCACUUACAUGUCAACAAAAGACUUAUCCCUAUACUGCAUCUAAUAUAUUUUAUAUCAAAAUUAUAUACCUUCCUAAGAAAUAAUGUUGAAUAAUUUUGUAAUAUAAUCAUAAAAACUUUGUAUAAAAUGUAUUUGGCUUUGUCGCUUUAUAGUUAAGUUCAUUUACUAUACAUACAUUUAGAAUAAUUAACUCGCUUUUCUCCAGCAUAAUAUCUGCGAAUUUAAAAAUUCAAAAAAAAAAUUAAAUACAUACAUUCCGAAUAUAACUCAUAACUGUAUCAUAUGUACAUAAAGAGCAUAUAGGUAACUAAUAAAAUUGCAUAAUAAACAAACAUAAAGUAAAUCAAUCGCGGAUCUAUAAACUCAUAAAGCGGACAAUAGGGUUAACCGUUAAUUAGGCGCAUAAAGAAAAUCACAAAAUUAGUCCCCAGUGACCCCGACAAAAGUGUUAUAAAAGGAGUUUCCGAAAUGAAAAAAAAAACGAAGUGUGUAUUAACAAAAAUAUUAAAGUACAUACACUAUUAUCGUUAACUUGAAAAAAUAAAAACACAAUUUCGACUUCAAACUUAAAAAAAAUUAAAACUUACUUCCCCAAAAAAAUGUUACGUUAAUAGGCGCAUGCGGUCAGCCCUCAAGCGAGUAGCGAUACAUGUGUACACGGCGAUGUUCUAACCGUGACUAAAUAAAUAAAACGAAAUGUACAUUGUCAUAAAUAUUAAAGCUCUUAAUAAUUAUUAUAGUUAACUUUGAGAAAGAAAAUCAUAACUUUGACUUCAAACUUAGAUACUAAAAUAAAUAAGUGGUCUCUUGGGGUCAGCGCUUAAAAGAGUAGCAACAAAGUGUACCCGCCGAUGUUGUGGCCGUGACUUAUUUACGUACCCUGCGGGGAGUUAGGAAACUAGACAGAGCGCGAGCACGCUCCAAGCACUCCAAGCCAUUUUUUUCAACUUGAAAUGACUUUGA
Molecule: messenger RNA, 2098 nt
Organism: Rhagoletis pomonella (apple maggot)
Lineage: Eukaryota; Metazoa; Arthropoda; Insecta; Diptera; Tephritidae
Product: SPRY domain-containing protein 7
Exons: 4
Coding region: 102-851 (249 amino acids)
Molecular function (GO): protein binding
Source: RefSeq, a predicted model, not a curated record